AUGGUCCAGGGGUCAUGUCGUUCUGACUUGUCAUCAUCACCAGGACCAGCUGCUGCCGCACCACUGCCCAAACCGGUCGACUGUCCUGAUCCUCCCGCAGAGAUUUGGAUUUCGUCCGAUUCCUUCCCAUCCUCCGUGUCCAUCGUUGACCAGGAGGUGUACGCCGUAGCUUGUUGCAUUCCCAGUCAGUCAACUAUGCCACGUUCUGCCUCGUGCAUUUUGGUGCAGCGCGGCUCUAUUCGACAUCAUUUGCAAAGACAGGAUCGUCCUGUCACCCAAGAGUUGCGGCAUAAUUGCAGACGGCUGCUGGUUUACGCGCUCGAGACCGCAGCGAGGUCCCUUGCAUUGACGUGGCAGACUGCAUUUCUCCAAAUUACCGUCCAAAACCUGGCUGGUUGGCGGGCAAUGUCUGCGAGACCGGACUGUCGAGUUCCCCUCGCUCUUCAAACGACGGAUCGCGUGUUUGCGCAUCGCAUGUCAUUUGGCACCAACACUCUCCUCCCCACACAUCCAUCCUAA
Molecule: messenger RNA, 519 nt
Organism: Colletotrichum godetiae
Lineage: Eukaryota; Fungi; Ascomycota; Sordariomycetes; Glomerellales; Glomerellaceae
Exons: 1
Coding region: 1-519 (172 amino acids)
Source: RefSeq, a predicted model, not a curated record